Molecule: messenger RNA, 675 nt
Organism: Rodentolepis nana
Lineage: Eukaryota; Metazoa; Platyhelminthes; Cestoda; Cyclophyllidea; Hymenolepididae
Source: the annotation of a GenBank genome assembly
AUGGUGCUAGUAGGAAAGAAGGCACGAGAAAAGAAGGCAAAAAAGGAGAAAGCCCUACUAGAAGUGAAAUCUGAAAGAGAGGAAAGAGCGCGUCGAAUUAAUAAGCAAAUAAUUCGAGAGCAUAGAAGAAUCAGUGUUGUCGUCUGUGGGGACACAAAAGCAGUUGAUAUCUAUAUGAAGCAGAGAAUGGAUUUGAGCACGCCGGUGGAUCGCUAUCAAGUGUCUAUAGAUGCUGAAGCGGGUGCAGAUCCCAAGGGAAGGAUUACUGAAAGGAACUGUGAUUUGUACCUUUGCGUUUACGACGUUCGCGAUAAAAAAACUGUCGAGUUCUUGAGAAAUCGUGUUAUGCCUCAAGUUAAAUAUUUUAAUAAGAAGAUAGCUAUCGCUGGACUUGGCCUCGAAGCUAGACUCUGUGGAGGCCAAGGUGAAGUUGAGAUUGGAACAUCCACUCAAUUGGCCAAGGAGUAUGGAUGCCGAGGAAGUGAAUUGAUCUCCUGCGAUCCCCAUCAGUUGGCAGCUGGAACAUUUUCGCUCUAUUCGGCAUCUUAUCCAGAGAAGUUCAUGGAAACCAAGCCACUUAUUAAUAAGUCGGUUGAGCCAGGAACUUCCACAUCAGGUAAGGAUAAAACCAAAAGAGAGAAAAGAGCCAAGGAAAAGAAGGAAAAAAGCGGCUAA